Molecule: messenger RNA, 1350 nt
Organism: Scheffersomyces stipitis CBS 6054
Lineage: Eukaryota; Fungi; Ascomycota; Pichiomycetes; Serinales; Debaryomycetaceae
Gene: SLY41
Product: Sly41p
Exons: 1
Coding region: 1-1350 (449 amino acids)
Biological process (GO): phosphoenolpyruvate transmembrane import into Golgi lumen
Cellular component (GO): endoplasmic reticulum; Golgi apparatus
Molecular function (GO): antiporter activity; phosphoenolpyruvate transmembrane transporter activity
Source: RefSeq, a predicted model, not a curated record
AUGAGUGCUAACCCUUCAAUUGAAAACCUUUCCGUGCUCCAGCAUGGAAGCUCGAAUCCCCAUCCGUUGUACUCGUCGAGUCAGAUCAACCCAAACAACUCUAUGACGAACUUGCUGAAUGUCUCGAAUUCAAAGCAUUUCUACCAGCCUGCUCCAUCCAAGAGGAUCAACUUGGCCAACUACAACACGCUGCCUCGUAGCCAAGUGCAGCUUCCGUUAACUCCUCCUUUGUCGAAAUCAUCGUCACCUAUCAGGGAAACUCGUAAACCUUUUGCCAACACCAGUUUCACAUCUGCAACGUUAUCGGCUUCCUCCAAAUGGUAUCUCAGCUGGCUACCUCCGAUAGACGUGAAGGUUCUGGUGUUGUGUAUCAACUGGUACUUGUUCUCCAUAGUGUCGUCCAAUUCCACUAAGAUUAUCUUGACGAACUUCAAGUACCCGAUUACAUUGACAGAGUUCCAGUUCUUCCUCAACUUCUCUAUGUGUUUGUUGUUGUUGGUUGUAUUGGGUUUAAAGCCUGAUUUGAUACCGUAUUUCCCUCGUGGUGUCCUUCCCAAGGAUUUGUCCAUAAGUAAAUUCGUGGUACCUACCCCAUUGAUCUUGUCGACAACGUUGCCAAUGGGGGGCUUCCAGUUCAUCGGGCACUUGACAAGUCAUAAGGCUACGUCGUUAAUUCCUGUUUCAUUAGUUCAUACUGUCAAAUCGUUGUCUCCAAUGGUAACAGUCAUGAUUUACAGAGUCUUGUUUAAAGCCAAGUAUAGAAUGGUCACUUACGUCACGUUGUUGCCCUUGAUUGCAGGAAUCAUGUUGACUUGCUACAAGAAGUCGUCUUCUUCGGGAGGUAAUGGCAGCUACUACGUCACUGGUUUGGUGUAUGCCUUUGUUUCAAUGUUGAUCUUUGUCUCGCAAAAUAUCUUUGCCAAAAAGAGAUUGACUAUCGAACCAGAAAAGUUGUUGCCUUCCAACAAGAGCGAGGAUGACGAAAAAGUCGACAAGUUGACCAUUUUGUUCUACUGUUCCCUCAUUGGUUUCACAGCCACCAUCCCUGUAUACUUGUUCCUGGAACUUUUCUCGAACGAACACUUUUCGUUGACGCAGUUGACAAGCUCGACAUUUUUACUUAUCCUCAUGAAUGGAUGUAGCCACUUUUUCCAGUCGUUGCUUGCGUUCCAAAUCUUGGGCAUGGUUAGUCCCAUCAACUAUUCCAUCGCCAAUAUAUUGAAGAGAAUCUUCAUCAUCUCCAUCUCGUUCUUCUGGGAAAGCAAGAAUUUCUCGAAUACCCAGCAACUCGGAUUAGUCCUCACUAUUUUCGGCUUGUACUGUUACGACAGAUGGGGCACUUCCCGUUAG